Messenger RNA from Exserohilum turcica Et28A, 1217 nucleotides. RefSeq lists its product as uncharacterized. The transcript has 3 exons. Gene Ontology annotation, molecular function: structural constituent of ribosome. Lineage: Eukaryota; Fungi; Ascomycota; Dothideomycetes; Pleosporales; Pleosporaceae. Bases 1 to 987 code for a protein of 328 amino acids. Gene Ontology annotation, biological process: translation. Gene Ontology annotation, cellular component: ribosome; mitochondrial large ribosomal subunit. The record is from RefSeq and is a predicted model, not a curated record.
AUGCCGCCCAGAGUACCGCUCAAUUGGGGGCUCCCGCCUCCAAGCCUCCUCUUCCCGUCAUCAGCGCGAUGUCUCGUCCAGCAAAAUGCCCAAGUACCACGGCCAGCAGUCGCAUACACGCCGAUGCGCGGCAUCAAGUCGACCUUCAAGCCUAAGCCCGAUCGAUUCGCACACCACCCCGCAAAGACGGCGCUGAACAGCACCUCGACGGCGGCGCUCGAGCGCAAAGCACACAGCACGCCGCUGCGAACAGGGCUGCUCGCCAUCAAAAAGGGCAUGACGUCUGUCUACGACGAGGAAACCGGCAAGCGGGCCGCCUGCACGGUGCUCCAACUCGACCGGAACCAAGUGAUAGCGCACAAGCGACGCGAAAUAAACGGCUACUGGGCGGUGCAAAUGGGAGCCGGCCAGAAGGAAGCCCGCAAUGUCACACGGCCCAUGCUAGGCCAUUUUGCGGGCGCAGGCGUCGGCCCAAAGCGGUGGGUGGCAGAGUUCAAGGUGCUCGAUGAGGCGGGGCUGCAGCUCGGCGUUGGCCAGAUGGUCGGGGCAAACUGGUUUACGGUUGGUCAGUGGGUGGAUGUCCGGGCGAUAAGUAGGGGUAUGGGAUUUGCGGGUGGCAUGAAACGACAUGGUUUUGGCGGACAACCCGCUUCUCACGGUCAAUCGCUCAUGCACCGCGGUAUGGGUUCCGCAGGAGGUUCGCAAGGCUCUGGUUCGCGCGUCCUGCCUGGCAAGCGCAUGCCGGGGAACAUGGGCAAUGAGAGUGUGACGGUCAAGAACCUCAAGGUGCUGCAGGUUGACGAGGCGAAUGGAAUCGUCGUUGUAAGCGGAGCUGUGCCUGGCCCCAAGAACCAGAUGAUCCGCGUCCAAGAUGCGCGCGGCAAGCCCUGGCCAGAGGGCCCCAUGACGACGGCGGAACUCGCUCCCCCACACGUCUUGGGUACUGCUGCUGUCUCUGAUGCUGCUGAAGCGGCUGCGAGUGCGUAGGGGGAAUGGGGGCUGUGAGAGGGGGAAAAGGCAAACUACAAUGGCAUAUCACAUGAUUAGGAUGAAGAGUGAUUGUGAUUGGGCUUUUUCUUGAUUUGAAACCAGCAUGCGUUGUGUGGUGGGAAUGUGUAUAUGAUAUUGUAAAACAGCGUAGCAUAUCAUGGCAUACAAGUAAAAGGGGUGCUAGUACGCAGUCAGUCAGUUCAUGGCUCUAGUCCAGUCAUGAAAGC